CUUGUACACACACACACGCUUGCGGGCGGAAAACACAUUGCAAAACUUGAUCCAAUCCACCAUUCGCUGGCUGAAGAUUGAGGAUAGCAAGCUGUUUCCCUGCUAGCGAGUGGCCCCCCUUUUCUACACUAUCUAGAUUUGCUUGCGACCAUUCCACAUUUCUCCUUGCCUUUCACUCGUUGUUUUGCGUGCUCUUUUAGCGAUUCCACACUCGUUUACAGUACAACGCAGCUGCGAUUAACAGUAAGGAGAGCCGUUAAAUCGUCUCAGCUUGUGCCGCAGAAAAAAAAAUAGGGAUUCACACAAUAAGCAAGCAUUGAAGAUUCAUUCGCUACGAGCCCUCUCCGGUACCCGUCAAACGCCCAUCCACCACCAGGCCUGCAGCCGAGCGGAGAGUAGGGCAACCUGACGAUAACCACCCAUCAAUCUGGUCGAACCGAACGAGACCACCGUCGAGCACAACCCUGGCUGCUUUCCGGUUUCUGACGUCUUGUUUUGUUCAACCUUGGCUGGGAAACCUCACGUUUGCUGGUGCUAGCCAGAGCUUCUACCACAACGCAUCGCACACGCACGAAAACAAGCACAUUACCUGCCCUGGCCACUUGGCUUUCGCAGAGCACAAUUACUACAUACAGUCCCCUCGUGCUUGGCUGAACAGCAACGCCCUUCUCUCGCCGCAUCGACGAAUUUGCCUGUGUGCUUCUGCCAAAGCCCCAGCGCAGCCAUCCCGUCACACAAGCCACCUCGACCACAUCCCGAAAGCUUGGCUGUACCCUCAGACGUCUGUUUCUUGACAGGUGACAGACAAAACAUAUCACGACGAGUAAACAGAAGGACUGCUGUAUAGGAGGUGUUUCGACAGUCCACUUAUCAAUAAAAGACAAAAGCAAAAAAAGGGGGCCUCGGUAUCAUCGGCACCCAAUAUCGAAACUGAGACCGACUCGCUGACGCCACAAGAAGGGAGGAGGCGCUGAAAGUCUACCACAGGUGUCGUAGGUGACGAUCUGCGCAUUCCAGGGGCCCACGAAUUAGUGCUACAUACCCUACAGGUACCCUAUUGCAACGUAGUUCUGCUGCGUGUGCUGUGCUGUCUGUUUGUUGUGUGUGGGUCGCCCUCCACUCUGUCAGCGGCACUACUGGUUUGGAAGUGGUAUAGCGACAAGGCCUGCCGACGCGGGCCAGAUUAGAGCGCCCCGCCAACAAGACAAAUCACAGCAGGUAGUGCCAGGUACUUGGCGAAAAAAAAGGUGCGCCUUAAACUACUUUGGGCUGGCCAAAAUGGCACCCAUGACGCCCCGGCUCAAGAUUCUCUCAGUUGGCGGGAACCCAGUGUCGGCCUUUCUGUCUUGGCGACUCCAAGCGACCAAUGCCUGCGACGUGACGCUCGUAUGGAAGUCCGGGUUUGAACAUGUCUCCCAGUAUGGCAUAUCGUUCAAGUCUCCGGUCUUUGGCAACGAAAGGUUCAAGCCUCGUCAUGUCGUUAAAUCCCCAGAAGAGGCCGCCUCGCGCAAGGACGGCGCGUUCGACUACGUUAUUCUCUGCAUAAAGGCGCUUCCCGACGUCUACGAUCUCGCCGCCAUCAUCGAUUCGGUCGUGACCCCUCAGCACACGUGCAUUCUCAUCAACACGACACACACAUUAGGCGUAGAAGCCGCGAUAGAAGAGCGAUUCCCGACCAAUGUGGUCCUGUCGCUUGUGUCAGGUGCCGAGCUGACGCAGUUGGGAGCCAGUGAAUUCGAGCACAAGGGUUCAACAGAGGUGUGGGUUGGUCCCGCUAAUUCUAAUAGCAAUAUUCCGACAACGAUCCAGGAAGACAUGGCGCAAGCUCUGGCUAUGACCUUGAGCUCUGGUCAAGUUGACUGCAAGGUGUCCUCGAACAUUCGUCAACAACAGUACGAGAGGGUUGUUGGCCCCAUUGCCUUCCACCCCGCAAGUGUAAUUUUCGAAACGCCUAACCACGCCGCUUUAUUGGAGAAGGUUGGGGUUCGACAGAUGAUUUCAGAAGUAAUAGACGAGCUCCUGGCGCUUGCAUCAGCCCAAGGAUGCAAAAUGCCGGAAGACUUCAAGCAGAAGACUAUGACGGAUAUGACACAAUCUCAAGGACCCGAGAGCAUCAUGUGGCAAGAUUUUACCGCAAGGCGCCCCAUGGAAGUGGAAACUUACCUUGGUUCACCUAUCCGACUUGCCGCUGAGACCGGCAUUUCAGUGCCUAGAAUCGAGACUCUAUAUGCCAUCCUGCACAACAUCAACAUGGCGAACCAGAACAGGCCUAAAUUCGAACCCGCUCCGAGAUCUAUGGCCGGCUCUCCUGGCCCAUCGCCCUCGCCAGUUCCGCGUGGCAUGGUGGGCCAAAACGGUCCACCUCGACCUAUGCAAAACGGUAUGCCCAACGGUCGUGGGCCCAGACCAAGGGGAUCAUCUGGCAUGGGACCUCCGGGUAUGGGCCCCCCCGGCAUGGGGCCGCCUCCUGGCAUGCGCCGGCCACCGCCACCAAUGAACGGAGGCCCACCAAAUGGCUACGGUCGACCGCCCAUGAAGGGCGGACCUAAUGGAUACCCUGGGUCACGAACAGCAUCGAGGCGAGGAUCGAUGGAAGGGGCGGACUUGGAGGAGUUCAGCCACUUGGUGGUGUACGAUGAUAUUCCCGGAUCUGGAGAAGCAAAUUAUACCCCGGACGCCCACGAGCUUGCCAUACGAGAACGCGAGCUACAGCUGCGACAGCGCGAGCUAGCCCUGAGGGAACAGGAAAUGAGAAUGAGGCGAGGACCUGGCCCUGGGCCUGGCCCAGGACCUGGCCCAAGGCGCGGCCCUCCCACCCCGUCAGUACGUAACGGUGGGAUGUACGAUGACGAGGAUGAGGACGACGACUAUUUUGAUCCUACCGGGGCCCCAGUCCCGCGUAUAGACCCCGACAAUUUCGACAUGAUGAGCGUGACUUCCAAGAAAAACCGGAGAGCAGCGCCCCCGAACCCCGCCCAGUUCCGCAAGAAUCCCGAGUUUGACCAGGGGCCGCCCUCGAGAACUAGUCGGUUCAGGCCGAGUUUUGGGAGAAAUAGGUCUAGCCAAAUUGGACAGCCGACGAUCAUGAACGAAAACUUCCUGGAUGAUCCUUUAAUGAGCUGCUCAUCCAACCGAUAUGGAGCCGUGGACCGGAGCACUAUGAAUGCCGAAUCACGAGCCAACUCGCUCACUGCCUCGCGCAUUGAGGAUAUGCAAUUUGGCCCUGGAGGCGGUCCACCUCCCAUGGGGAUGAAUGGAGCAUUCAGGAGGGCGAGCCAGUCACCCGGCAACCCAUAUAGCCCUUCGAUGCGCGGUGGUAACGGCAGGCCAUCACCUCCCAACGGUUAUGGUGGUCCGCCAGGGAUGAUGAAUGGAGGACGACCCUCACCGCCUGAUGGCAUGCGACAGCCAGUGCCGCGGUACCCUCCUGGACACGGAAACGCCGUUGCGCCGCAACAGGUUGAGCAACACGCCGGGGUGAGCCAGCUCCAGAUACCAAAACGCCAGAAUGUUCGAAGUCUGACUGGAAGUGCGAGUGCCAGCGCGGGCAGUGGUGAUUCCACCAACCUCGACUCGGAACCGUCUGCCCAUAGCAGCCAGAGCAGUCUCGGUCCUCGACCUCCCAUCGGCGUCCGUUGAGGCCUUUCACUUAGGACAGAUUAACCUGCCUAUAGGUUGGGGCGGGCAUGCGUGAACUUUUGUUUUUUUCUUGGAAAAAAAGAAUCAGGCACGAAGCGAACACGACUCAUCAUGACCCUUUGCAUCGACGAACACAUAGAAGCUGCUUGUUUGGAACCAACGCUUAAGCGUCCGACCGCCGACUCGAUUCGAUUAUAGCAAGCUCGAGGGGAGCUGUCAAUCCAGUUUUCUUUGUUAUUAAUGAACACUCGACUACCAUUUUUUUUUCCUUUCGUUAUCAGACAGGGGAGGGCGAACGGGGAGCUACCGAUCAAAGAUAAUGGCCUUGAUUUACGGUGGUCUCUGAUUCAUUCGGUCCCCAUUUUGCCCAAAGAAAUGGGAAGAAACACGCCAGGGAGGGGCGGGAUCUCAUUUACUGUGCUUUUAUUUAUCCGCUACCACAUGUUUAGAAAUGGUUUUGGGCUAUCCUUUUUCACGGCGUACACAUAAUCUUACAAAGACAUAUUUCCGUUUUGGGGAGGAGAAAAGUCCGGUACAUAAAGCAUGUUCUUUUUUCUCACCUUGACCUGUCUUUUCAUUUCGUUUCUGUUUGCGUCUGCUUCAUCGUUUUUCUUUUGUUGAAUCUCCUUUUCUAUUCUCAUUUACGAUGGGGAGAACCAGCAACUUAACAGCUUAUUUGUUAAUACCUGCAUUGGAGUGUGUAAGUUUGGCUGGUAAGCGAGAAUGAAGGGAUUAAUCCACAGAUGUCGAGAAUCGGAUGUGCGAAGGCUGUUUGUUUGGUGGAGAAAGAGGGUUGAGAAGUAUAUGGAUGGUGUGGCUCCAUGUCUCUUAGCUUGUCUAAAUUUCCAACAAGGCAAAUCACCAUGACACGUUAUUCUUGCCUAAUUGCGAAGUGAUUUUGUUGAAUUCUGUCCUCUGAUUCUAGUUCUAGUUGCGACAGGAACGCGAGGGAGGCCAAAUCGCAGGCUGGCUCAACCAAGACUGUGAAGCUUAUUAGUUCUAGGUAGCCGGCCAGGAUGUAGACUAGAAAAUGAAAGAUCCUAUUGAUCAUAGCAUACGCGUAUAUGACCCGGUACUCGUACCAAACACUCAUUGAUCACUCGGUCUGGGGCAGAGCCUGAC
Pyricularia oryzae 70-15 is the source of this 4761-nucleotide messenger RNA. RefSeq lists its product as uncharacterized. The coding region runs from base 1279 to 3639 and encodes 786 amino acids. Gene Ontology annotation, cellular component: cytoplasm. Gene Ontology annotation, molecular function: oxidoreductase activity. The transcript is spliced from 5 exons. The record is from RefSeq and is a predicted model, not a curated record. NCBI's taxonomy places the organism in Eukaryota, Fungi, Ascomycota, Sordariomycetes, Magnaporthales, Pyriculariaceae.